Cynocephalus volans (Philippine flying lemur) is the source of this 1845-nucleotide messenger RNA. RefSeq names its product ENTH domain containing 1 (gene ENTHD1). Gene Ontology annotation, biological process: endocytosis. The record is from RefSeq and is a predicted model, not a curated record. Gene Ontology annotation, molecular function: clathrin binding; phospholipid binding. Gene Ontology annotation, cellular component: plasma membrane; clathrin vesicle coat; endosome. The coding region runs from base 1 to 1845 and encodes 614 amino acids. The transcript has 6 exons. Lineage: Eukaryota; Metazoa; Chordata; Mammalia; Dermoptera; Cynocephalidae.
AUGGCCUUCAGGAGGCAAGUGAAAAACUUCGUGAAAAAUUACUCAGAUGCUGAAAUAAAAGUCAGGGAAGCAACUUCUAAUGACCCAUGGGGUCCCUCUAGCUCUCUGAUGUUAGAUAUCAGUGACUUGACUUUCAACACAGCUUCUCUCUCAGAGAUUAUGAAUAUGCUAUGGCAGAGACUCAAUGACCAUGGGAAAAACUGGCGCCAUGUGUAUAAAUCCCUUACACUGAUGGAUUAUCUCAUCAAGAAUGGAUCAAAGAGAGUCAUUCAGCAUUGCAGAGAGGGCUUCCGUAAUCUUCAGACACUAAAAGAUUUUCAACACAUAGAUGAAGGUGGAAAAGACCAAGGUUACUAUAUCCGGGAAAAGUCUAAGCAAGUCAUAACUCUGCUGAUGGAUGAACAGUUGCUGUAUAAAGAGAGGGAAGUGGCAUGUCGGACUAGAUGGCGUACCUCCUACUCUGUGACAUUUCCUAAAAGAUUACCUGGUACAGGUAACUCACCAACAGCAUGUGCUUCUGUCCCUGCACCAGAAAUUCCUGCCUCAGAGAAGCAGCAAAAACUUCUUAAGUUUGCAAGGCUACGUCACAAAAAAAACACUUCCAAGGCAGGAUUGGAAUAUGAACAGUGUCCAGACAUUCAGUUGUUUACUGGAACUGUGUUGUCCCAGGAAACACUACCACUCAAGAUUAAUGCUUGGAAAUCGACAGAGGACCUGAUGCUGUUCUAUGAUGAUGAUCCAAAGCCACUUUUACCAGAGGUACCUCCUCCCGUUUCCGCUGCAGCUACAUGGGUGUCAGAAGGGGGAGCAGAAGUUUGUAAUCCCUCGGAGGCAGAUGCUGUGCCUUCUGCCUCAGAAAAAAGCCCAUCUCUACAGACAAGUAUGAGUUUGGACAAGAAAUCAGAUAGUACCAUUACAAAUACUGUAAAAGAAAAACCCUUGCAAACACCUGUAGAAAAGCAGCCACCUGUAAAAAGUUUUGAAACAUUGCCAACUUUACCAGUAUUUUGUUCAUCAAGAAAAGAGGAGUUUAACAGCUCCAAUUUAAGGAUAUCAAAAUCAGAUUCUACUUUCUAUAACCAGGCCUCUGUAGAGACACUGUAUGUCUCUCCCUCAUUCAAAACAUUUGACCCAGUGAAGGAGAUUGUAAUCAAUAAAGACCCUCAGAAACCAACACAAUCCAGCAUUGUUCAGAUCGAUGAUGAAAACCUCAAGAUUGUAACCACAUGGGUUUCAACUGCCUCUGCGGGAACAUCUUCCUUUUCUACUUUCUCCACGUCAUCUCCUGAUUCAGCCUCUGCAGAGAAGUCAGUCCAUCUCCUACCCUCGACUUUGGCCAGACCUCCCUUCUGGACUUUGUCCCAUCUACAGUCAUCUUUCACUUCCUUUAAAGAUACAGACAAGACUGCCAAGGUUUACCACCCCCUUGCUCCUAGGGGCCCAAUGUCUUGUGAUGAAAAGGAAAAUGACAACCUCAAUCUACUGGAAAUUCUCCCAGGUAACUCUAAUUCCACUAAAAAGAAGAUAAGUCAUAUUUCCAACAGUAAUCGUGUUGAGUUUUCUACCCCAAAUGUAAACCACUUCACCUCUCCAUCCUGUUCUAGUGUUCAGACAACUAAAGGCUUGCCUAGAGAACCUGAAACAAACGAUUCCAUUAAAGUUCUUCUAGGGGAGGUAAAAAAUGGGAUAGUUAAAUUACAUGAGGAUCUGAGCAUGGUGAUCCAAGAACUUAGUGUCCUCAGCAGUCAUCUGGUGAGCAUGAGGGGGAAGAGUCCACAAAUGAGCACAUCUUCGCAGGUCCCCCGGUCUCCUGAGGGGAGCUUGGAUCACAUCUCACCUCAGUAG